Messenger RNA from Patiria miniata (bat star), 4283 nucleotides. RefSeq names its product ETS-related transcription factor Elf-1-like. Gene Ontology annotation, molecular function: DNA-binding transcription factor activity, RNA polymerase II-specific; sequence-specific DNA binding. Gene Ontology annotation, biological process: regulation of transcription by RNA polymerase II; cell differentiation. Gene Ontology annotation, cellular component: nucleus. The record is from RefSeq and is a predicted model, not a curated record. NCBI's taxonomy places the organism in Eukaryota, Metazoa, Echinodermata, Asteroidea, Valvatida, Asterinidae. Bases 323 to 1447 code for a protein of 374 amino acids. The transcript has 10 exons.
AUACCAGACAUGUCAUGCAUAACAUGAGUGUGUAUCAUUGUGACGUACUCGAUAGGAGGUACUUUACUUGGGGCAUACCAAAUCUGUACUAGGGUGUUGUGACUCCGUGACUUGGUGGUUAGUUAGUGCAAACGAAACCAAAAUGCCCCGCUGUGGAAUGCUGAAUUGAAGACAUAAAAUGUCCCAUUCUUCGUGCUGUUUUGCUUGGAUUAGAAUCGUGAUCUGGCAGAGAGUUUAGUCAAAUCGGGUUGUGUCGUCUGAACACAGCUCCUAUGCAUACAAAUAAUUUGGUGCUUCAGAUGACCAGCAGGUGAUAUGUGUGAUGUACACGAUGGCAUGCAUCACAGCUGACGCGGUUAGAAUCCAACCAGAACCUAAAGUAUACACAGAAAAUGAAAACAAGGAUGAGCCACACAGCCCAGAGAUUCUGCCCAACUUUUCAAAGCUUUCAUAUCCCCGGCUUGACUUGUCAGCGCUUACUGAAUUAAAAUUUGUUGAGAGAAAGCCCAAUAUUAUCCAAGAUGGGCCAUCAGUUAUUGUACAAUCACUGUACAAUAUGCCUCUCACACCUGGAGCAUUUGGAACUCCAACAGCAUUAGAAUACUUAGCAGAAGAGAUUGAGGUUUCCUGUGACGAUGAAGGUUUAUGUGACACUGAAGUCAAUAAACUUACAUCUAAAUUGUCUCAUGCUUGUGAUACGGCAGGGUCCGGUGAGACAGGACGUGAUAUGAUGGCAGCACAUGCCCUAUUAGACAUCUCACCAACAACGAGCGGCGAAGAGAAAUCAUUCCUAACACAGAGUAAAUCACCGAAUUGUUCUAAUACAGCUUCUCUUCCACCAAGUCCAGCAGACAGUGGAGUGGCAUCAGAUAAAGAAGCUGAUCCUUCUCAAACAGAUGCUCAAGAAAAUAAUUCCAAUCUUGCCAAUUCCUACCAUCGAUCAGUUGAUCACCAAGACCCUUCUGUGAUAAUCAGUGUGGCGCCUGACAAUGAGGUAGAGCUAGAAAGCGAUUCCAUGAAUGAAGUCCAGGUGCCAUAUUCUCCAGAGAUAGCGCACAGUUACAGCAAAAAGCCAAGUAAAAAGUGUCGGAAAUCCAAGCCCAGGUCGCCUGAUGAUCUGCAGACCUGCAGCAAAAGAAAAAGCAGAGAAAGCCAUACUACCUACCUCUGGGAGUUCCUUCUUGAACUUCUUCAAAAUGUGGAAACUUGUCCACGUUUCAUCAAAUGGACCAACAGAGAAGAAGGCAUCUUCAAGUUAGUAGACUCCAAGGCCGUAUCUAAGUUAUGGGGUCAGCACAAGAACAAGCCAGAUAUGAACUAUGAAACAAUGGGCAGGGCGUUAAGAUAUUACUACCAACGAGGUAUCUUAGCUAAGGUGGAUGGUCAGAGGCUUGUCUACAAAUUCUGUGAAAUUCCCAAGAACAUUAUCGAGGUAGAAUGUAGCUGAGUUCAGGUUAGGCUUGUAGAGAAAUGACAAUCUCAGUAUUGCAAGUAAAUCACUCCAGACAGGUGCCAAAUUGUGACGUGUAGAUAGAAGAUUGUAAAUAUAGAUUGACACCCAUAAUUAGCAUAAUUGAUUGGGUGUGGUCAUUGGAUGCGACUCUUUGGUGUGAUUCAAUGAGUGUGGUUCCUUGCAUAGAUGCCUGCCAAUUACAGGGGUUCCAGGUCCAUGCUGCAGACAGUGUCAGUUAUACACUACCAAUAUUCCAUGAAUGUAAUGAUUCCUAUAUGAGACCUAUGCAAUUAUGGUGUUUAUUUGGUACGAUGUGUGGUUUAUAAUGGUUUAUAAUAAGGAAAUAUAGUUUGAUCUCCAGUAAAGAUCUGUAAAUAUUGUCUCUUUUCCGACAUGUUAUUGUCCCUUGUGGAAAUUCACAAUAAGAAAACAAGUGUCACAACUGGCUUUGCUACCACUUUUCUUUUUUGCAUCUGGAUUUCUAUGAAUAUAUAGCACAGAUUUCUCCCCCAGAAAUGUUCUUGACUUGCACAGUUAGGUCUUUACAGUUUGCACAAACAAUUUGAAACUUCUGGUAUAACUGCAGAAAUGCGAAUUUUUUUUGACUCUUGGAAAUAAGAACUACUUGCCUGAAAAGAUUUAACCUUUGCUGCCAAAAUAAUUCCAUUUUGUGAAAAAAAUAGUAAAAUUACAUUGAGAAAGGUGUUGUGUAUGUGAGGCGAGUUGAAAACAUGAUAAAAAAUUUAUUUUUAUGUUAUGUAACUAUACUUGUACAAUUUUUAAGUUAAGUAUGGUUCAUAUGGUUAAACUGAUUAUUUGCUUCAGUAUGUAAAUAUGUGUAUAUGUAUAGUUUCUAUGUGACAUGGUUCUUUUGAAGUACAUUGUACAUGUCAAAGUUCAUUGGACACGUACGUGUAUGGAGGUCUAUCCUGAUAGUUUUAUGUUCACAGAAAAAAAAGAGGUUUAGUAAGAACUGUUUUUAUCCAUUGUAUAUUUUUAUGAAUCAUGGAUUUAUUAGAAAGUCUACUUCCCUAUAAAAAUUCUGAAUUAUUGUUUCUGCCUCCUCUAAUUAAACAUUGAUCCGGCAAAAUAGAAAUGGAUGUUGAAAAUUGAAAAAAAAAUUCUACGCCAGAACAAAACAUGUAUACAUAAGAGAUCACCUUGUAGAAAUAAUACCUAUGUUCCCAUGAUCCCAAUUAAUUAAUGCACAUUUGUAAGUAAUAAUUUACAAAUAAAAGCUAAGAAAAGACAAGGUUUUGGUUUUAAGGUACAAGGUUGAUGAAUCUUACAAUUUUUUUUUCUUUUUGACAAGUAGCAGGUAUAUUCUGAAAUCGCUGUGAUAAAAUAAUGCACUUACACUUAUAUUUUACUACACAAAAUAACAACACAACUUCACGUCAUAUGACUUGGUAUGAACCAACUUUAUUGAACACAAAAUUAGUCCAUUUAAACCAAUGUGGACAUUUAAACCUGCGUUUCUCCAAAUAAAUAAAUACGUUUAAUGAAAUCCUAUUGAUCAUUAUGUUAAAAAGUGAUCUGUUUUGCUUUUAUUUUUAUUUAACUUGUACACUUAAAAAAAAAGUUGACAUUAAUUUUUAUGUUCACCAAUUCACUGACUUGGGUUAAACGUUUGUAUCUAGCAAAGCGAUGCAGAGACCUGCAGGAAUUUUUAUUAAAAAACAUGAGGUGUACAGGAUUUGCAGAGACAUGUCUCAAAUAGCAUCUCCAAUAGGGUACGAAACAUUCAGGCAUGCAGACACUGGGAAUAUUUGCCAUUUGUUUUUUGUCUUCGGUUUUCAAUUUAAAGUCGAAAACAAAGAGUAAGACUGGCACUAUUGUACUUCACAAGUUUUAUAUGUUUUUAUGACUGCAAUAUGGUUGUGUUAAUGGAAACUCGAAUUUGUGUGGUAUUUGUUAACGACACAAGAAGUUUUGGACUGCCACAUAAUACCAGAUUGUAAUGUUACAAUGAAAGCACUGUACACUGAUUCAGCUUUGCUAUUGCUAAGUUAUGUAAAAUAAACAGAUAAACUACAUUAGAGGUAUUUUUUGACAUACAUAAGGACAACAGGGCAUCAACAGUGUUCUUUAUGAAAGUGUAAAUAUGGAAAUGAAUUGUACAUGUACAUUGUGUGAAUUGAAGAUUUAAAAUACAUGGUAAACAAUAUUUUUUUGGAAUUAGUUAAAUUGCUUUUUCAAGUUCAUUCAUGUAAAAUUUUCCAAUGUAAUUCAAAAUGCAACUACAUGUAAUUAUUAAUUUGCGUUUACUGAGUGUUCGCUAAUGUGAAUACAUUAUGAACUAGUAACUGGGCGACACGUGUCCCUCCACAUUUUGCAACGAGUAUGACAUUGCACUUUGAAUUAAUGCAUCAGUUGAGUGAUCCGACUAUCAGCUGUCAAUUGUUGAUUCUAGAGGACUUAUAUGGAAUAUGUUCAUGCAUUAUCAACCAAUAAAAGGAUCCCGUAUUAUGCUGAUAGUAAAACAGCAAUAAGUGCAUUAUCCAUUUUCUCCUGCACCUCCUGCAAGCUCACUUAUAUUUCAAAUAAUGGUUGUACGUCAGUGCACUUUAAAAUGACAUUAUGCAAAUAAUUCAGAGAUGACCUAAUUCUGUGUUCUUCUGUAGGGAUCUGUCCCCUUCCAUAAAUUUAAAUCGCCCAUUAAUGUGUUAGUCCCAGAACUUGUUAUUGAGAAUUUUAUAGUUUGUAAAUACAUGUAUAGGGGUCAUUUCAUACUUUUUAAUGAAUAGUAAAUGAUUCCAUUUGAUGUUAUUUGUUUUUACUGAAAACAUGAAUAAGAAUACUAGUUUUGUAAUAUGUGUAUUACACAUAA